AUGCGAUAUCUGAAGGACGCUUUGAGAGUGGCCCGCAUAUCAGAGUACGAACAGUCACUGUACUGGACGACGUUCACUUUCCUGUUCUUCGGCUUCUUCCGCAUUGGAGAAAUAACAGCAGCCGCUACUAACCGUUUUGACCCACGGCGGACUUUGUUAUGGGGGGACAUAGUGGAUGUUGGCCACCGCCUAACGGUGCAGCUGAAGCUCACAAAGACGGACCAGACGGGGCAGGGUAGUUCUGUCGCGCUGACGGCGACUGGACGUUCAGUCUGCCCCGUGCAGGCUUACCGGAAUUACCGUGCUCGCGUGCCCGAGCCUGCGAACGAGCGGCCGCUGUUGCAGCGCGAAGACGGCAAGUUCGUGACAAGGGCAGACGUGGAGAAGUGCCUCUUUCGCCUUCUCACGGAUCACCCGGAGAGAGACCGGAUCAGCACGCACAGUUUCCGCAUUGGUGCGGCAACUACGGCCGCGGCCAAUAACGUGCCUGACCAUGCCAUCCAACUGGCCGGACGCUGGCGGAGCAACUGUUACACCCGCUACAUUCGCCACGCUGGGCCACCCGUGCCACUGAAUCCUUACCGGACCGGAUAG
This is a messenger RNA of Paramacrobiotus metropolitanus, 594 nucleotides long. RefSeq lists its product as uncharacterized. Lineage: Eukaryota; Metazoa; Tardigrada; Eutardigrada; Parachela; Macrobiotidae. The transcript has a single exon. Bases 1 to 594 code for a protein of 197 amino acids. Gene Ontology annotation, molecular function: DNA binding. Gene Ontology annotation, biological process: DNA recombination; DNA integration. The record is from RefSeq and is a predicted model, not a curated record.